CAUCAUGCCCCUCAUCACAUUAUCAUUCUUAGUUUACUGAUUGAGCUAUCAAUUUUUUUUUUUUAUUAUUAUAAGAUAACAAGAAGCAGCAACAUAACGAAUUGGACUAUAUACAUACCACCACAAAAAAUAUGCCAUCUUCACCAGAAAAUGUGACACAAAAAUGGCCAUCAUAUUCAAACCUCAUGCAAGAUGCCCUUUCAGAGAUAAAAUUGCAAAGAGGAAUAUUACUUCCUUUGAUAGCUAUGAACUUCACAUGGUUUGCAAAAACAGCCGUCACAACUGCAUUUCUUGGAAGGCUUGGAGAUCUUUAUUUAGCUGGUGGCACACUUGGUUUUACGUUCGCGAAUGUGACCGGAUUUUCAGUCUUGAAUGGCCUUUGUGGUGCCAUGGAGCCAAUUUGUGGACAAGCUUUUGGGGCCAAAAACUAUAAACUUCUUCACAAGACCCUUGUAAUGACUACUUUAUUUUUACUACUAACUAGCCUGCCUAUUUCUUUCUUGUGGAUUAAUAUUGAUAAAAUCCUAAUUCACUUUGGCCAACAAGAAGACAUUUCAGUUGUAGCCAAAAAGUAUGUCACAUAUCUCCUCCCUGAUUUGGUUAUCACCUCUUUGUUAUGCCCUUUGAAAGCUUAUUUAAGUACACAAAAUAUUACAAUCCCAAUUAUGUUGAGCUCAGCUUUAGCAGUUGCUUGUCAUGUACCAAUAACCAUGUUGCUUUCAAGAACUAAAGGGAUAGUUGGAGUUUCAAUGGCAAAUUGGAUAACAAACUUCUUGAUCAUGAUUUUGUUGGCUAUUUAUGUUGUGAUCGCGGAGAAGAAAAAGGGUGGAAAAUGGAAAGAAGGAGGAUGGUGGGAACAAGGAUAUCGCGAUUGGAUCCGAUUGCUCAAAUUAUGUGGACCAUGUUGUCUUACUACUUGCCUAGAAUGGUGGUGCUAUGAAAUCUUGGUUCUAUUUACAGGGCACCUACCAAAUGCUAAACAAGCAAUUGGUGUUAUAGCCAUUGUAUUGAAUUUCGAUUACUUGCUUUUCUCUGUUAUGCUUUCGUUAUCAACGUGUGCAUCCAUUCGUGUGUCUAAUGAGCUUGGUGCAGAUAGUCCUGGCCUUGCUUAUCGUGCAGCCUAUGUAUCGUUAGCUAUGAGCAUCGUCUCAGGUUUUCUUGGUGGCUCUGUUAUGGCAGGUGCAAGAGGAAUUUGGGGGCCAUUGUUUAGCCAUGACAAGGGGAUUAUAAGUGGUGUUAAGAGGAUUAUGUUGCUAAUGGCAUUACUUGAAGUGGUUAAUUUUCCAUUAGCAGUUUGUGGAGGUAUCGUUCGCGGAACAGCUAGGCCAUGGCUAGGGACAUAUGCAAAUAUUUUUGGAUUUUACCUGUUGGCAUUGCCAUUAGGUGUGGUUUUGGCUUUCAAGAUUCAUCUUGGUUUAACUGGAUUAUUAACAGGGUUUGUGGUUGGUGUAGCUUUUUGUUUUGCCUUGUUGUUGGUGUUUAUUGUUAGGAUUGAUUGGAUUCAAGAAGCUAAAAAGGCACAAGUACUUUCUUGUAACCUUGAAGAAAUUGCUAAAGAUGACGAUAGAAAUUAAAAUUUCACAAGUGGUUACAACGUAAGGCUCAGAGGCAGACCUAAGGUAGGUUCAGUGGGUUCAACUGAACACAUUGCUUUUGACUCGAAUUAUGUAUACAUAUGUAAAAAGUUUAUUCUAAAUCCUGAAUUCGCAUCUGCCAACAAUUAUUCUUAGACGAAUAUUUCAAUGUGGAUUGGGAACUACUAUAGUAAGUGGCUUUUAACUCGAAUUAUGUAUACAUAUGUAGAAAAGUUUAUUCUGAAUU
Molecule: messenger RNA, 1821 nt
Organism: Lycium ferocissimum
Lineage: Eukaryota; Viridiplantae; Streptophyta; Magnoliopsida; Solanales; Solanaceae
Product: protein DETOXIFICATION 56-like
Exons: 1
Coding region: 132-1574 (480 amino acids)
Biological process (GO): xenobiotic detoxification by transmembrane export across the plasma membrane
Cellular component (GO): membrane
Molecular function (GO): antiporter activity; xenobiotic transmembrane transporter activity
Source: RefSeq, a predicted model, not a curated record